UUAAACAUAGAUAUGCUUUAAAAAAAAAAGUACUAGUUACAAGUAAUAGCAGAAAUAAUCAAGUAAUAGCAGUAAUAGCAGGAGUGAUCAGUAAGAGAACAAAUAAUAUACAAUAUGGCAGCUUUAACAUCAACUAAAAGAGCUUUGAGACAAGAAAUUAAGAAUAUUCUUAAAAAUAUAAGCCCAGAAGAAAGAAAGAAGCAAUCUGUAAAUGUGUUUAAAAAGCUAUGCCAGUUAAAACAAUAUCAAAAUAGCAAAAGAAUUUCUUUGUAUUUGAGUACUAAAGAUGAAAUUGACACUUUGCCUAUCUUAAAACAUAUAUUUGAUAUGGAAAAAGAAGCAUUUGUACCGCAAUAUCAUGGAAAAACUAUGGAAAUGGUAAAACUAAAAUCGAUGGAGGAUUAUGAAACAUUGCCACUAACAAAAUGGAAUAUUAAACAACCAAGCAUUACUGAAAAUCAAGAAAAUGCAUUAAAGACAGGUGGAUUAGAUUUAGUAAUUUUACCAGGUGUUGCUUUUACGGUGAAUGGAAAACGUUUGGGACAUGGAAUGGGUUAUUAUGAUAAAUAUUUAAAAAGAUGUUUUCAAAAAAACAUAAAGCCAUAUUUGAUUGCGGUAGGAUUUAAAGAACAAAUACAAGAAGAUGUUCCUGUUAAUGAGAAUGAUGUGCCUGUUGAUAUUGUACUUACUGGAUAAUA
Messenger RNA from Trachymyrmex septentrionalis, 698 nucleotides. RefSeq names its product 5-formyltetrahydrofolate cyclo-ligase (gene Mthfs). Gene Ontology annotation, biological process: folic acid-containing compound biosynthetic process; tetrahydrofolate interconversion. The record is from RefSeq and is a predicted model, not a curated record. Bases 115 to 696 code for a protein of 193 amino acids. NCBI's taxonomy places the organism in Eukaryota, Metazoa, Arthropoda, Insecta, Hymenoptera, Formicidae. Gene Ontology annotation, cellular component: mitochondrion. Gene Ontology annotation, molecular function: 5-formyltetrahydrofolate cyclo-ligase activity. The transcript has 4 exons.